Arachis duranensis is the source of this 927-nucleotide messenger RNA. Its product is annotated as ADP-ribosylation factor 1. Gene Ontology annotation, molecular function: GTPase activity; GTP binding. Bases 228 to 869 code for a protein of 213 amino acids. Gene Ontology annotation, biological process: vesicle-mediated transport; intracellular protein transport. The record is from RefSeq and is a predicted model, not a curated record. The transcript is spliced from 7 exons. NCBI's taxonomy places the organism in Eukaryota, Viridiplantae, Streptophyta, Magnoliopsida, Fabales, Fabaceae. Gene Ontology annotation, cellular component: cytoplasm.
UGAGAAUGUUACAGCUGGAACAAUCCACGUUCUCUUUUACCCAACUUGGGCCUCCUUUAUGCUUUCAUCAAUCCACAUUUGAAUCUUAUUCCUAUCAAUUCUUACUUAAUGGUAAUUUCUCGUUUUGAUGAUUAUAUAAUACGCCAUCUGCUAGUGUGAAGUACUUACAGAUAUUUUGCUAUAAGAUAUCAUCUAAGCAGCCUCAGAUUCAGUUCCUAAUAGGCACAAUGGGUUUGAUGAUAUCACGGCUAUUCAGAAUGCUGUAUUCAAAGAAAGAAAUGAGGAUUCUCAUGGUGGGUCUUGAUGCUGCUGGCAAAACCACCAUACUCUAUAAGCUGAAACUUGGAGAAAUCGUCACUACCAUACCAACCAUAGGUUUCAAUGUUGAGACUGUUGAGUACAAGAAUGUUAGCUUCACAGUUUGGGAUGUUGGAGGACAAGACAAGAUUCGACCACUGUGGAGACAUUAUUUUCAGAACACACAAGGGCUUAUCUUUGUGGUAGAUAGCAAUGACAGAGAAAGAAUUUGUGAAGCCAGAGAUGAACUCCAUAGGAUGCUAAGUGAGAUUGAACUUCGUGACGCAACAUUGCUAGUUUUUGCCAAUAAGCAAGACCUUCCAAAUGCCAUGAGUGUUUCAGAAAUAACAGAUAAACUCGGUUUGCAUUCGCUUCGCCAGCGCCGCUGGUACAUUCAGGCAACUUGUGCUCCAUCUGGCCAAGGACUAUACGAAGGGCUUGAUUGGUUAUCCAGUAACAUAUCCACCAAGAUGCAGGACGUACGGUUUCCCGCUGAUGCAUGCUGGAGACUUCUAUACUUGCGAAGAUCCUUUGUUCUCGGGGCUACGUUUUGGUUUAUAUGUUUUGCUUAGAUACUUUUAUCUCCAUUAAAUAAUACAAACUAUGAUGACUCCUCUUAUGGGAGAUUUU